CUUCCGGUUAUCUGUAGACCAAUCAGAAUCUACAUCCGUAAGCAACUCAGAGAUCGCUGCCGUGUAGUGUGUGCAUUCAGAGUAUCGCGGAGCUAUCAAGAGCUAUCAAUUUGAUAGAACGCUAAAAAAACAAAACGUUGUUCACACCAGAACCGGGGAAUUGUUACUAUGGUAGGCGUCAAAGUAAUCGAGAGCGACCCGGACUUCCAGCCGGAGCUAGCGGCCGCCGGCCCCCGGCUCGCCGUAGUGAAGUUCACAAUGGCCGGGUGUCGACCCUGUGUCACAAUUGGUCCAGCAUUCCACAUGUUAAGUAACAAGUAUCCACAGGCCAUUUUCCUUGAAGUAGACGUUCAUGUGUGUCAGGCGACAGCAGCAGCCAACAACAUCUCAGCCACGCCGACGUUCUUGUUCUUCAGGAACAGAGUCCGGGUGGAUCAUUAUCAAGGAGCAGACGCUGCAGGUCUGGAGGAGAAGAUCAAACAGCACACGGAAAACGACGCUGGAAACGAAGAUUCUGACAUCCCAAAGGGAUAUAUGGACCUCAUGCCUUUUGUCAACAAAAGCGGCUGUGAGUGCAUGAACGAGAGCGAUGACUGCGGGUUUGAUAACUGCCUGAGCAAAGACUCGUCCUAUCUAGAGUCUGACUGUGAUGAGCAGUUGUUGAUAACCAUCGCCUUCAAUCAACCAGUGAAACUGUUCUCCAUGAAGCUCCUGUCCUCGGACCUUACCCAAGCUCCAAAAGUGGUGAAGAUAUUCACCAAUCUCCUGCGGUCGAUGGGCUUCGACGAUGCCGAGCGAAGUGAACCUGUGCAGAUGCUGGACCUGUCGGAGGAGGACUACAAAGAGGACGGUUUGAUCCCGCUGCGAUACGUCAAGUUUCAGAACGUACAGAGCGUUACGUUGUUUGUCAAAUCAAAUCAAGGAGAUGAGGAGACAACAAAAAUCAAGUACCUGACAUUUAUAGGCACACCAGUACAGGCCACCAACAUGAACGACUUCAAACGGGUCGGUGGAAAGAAAGGAGAAAGUCACUGAACAGCAGGUUGAAGAAGACGAAGAAGAGGAGGAGUAGGAACAGGAAAAUGUUCAUCCAAAGACUUUCAGUCUGUCAAAGCUGCCAUACACAGACUCACACACAUACACACAUUGACACACACACACACUCUUCCACCCAGCCUCCUCCAGCUCUGAGUGGGUUCUUCUGUCUGUGGAGUCUGAACCUACAAAUGCUUUGUAUUGUAAUUCUGAUGAAAAACACUGUAAAUAAAAGAUGAUCCUUUUUCAAAGGCA
Cynoglossus semilaevis (tongue sole) is the source of this 1290-nucleotide messenger RNA. It is a transcript of the gene txnl1, whose product is annotated as thioredoxin-like 1. The record is from RefSeq and is a predicted model, not a curated record. The coding region runs from base 169 to 1035 and encodes 288 amino acids. The transcript is spliced from 8 exons. NCBI's taxonomy places the organism in Eukaryota, Metazoa, Chordata, Actinopteri, Pleuronectiformes, Cynoglossidae.